GAUAUCCACAGCCCACAUAUCGGUGGCUAAAGGAUGGCAUACCAAUUGGCGAUUUUUCUUCCAGCCAAUAUUAUCGGUUGCAAAAAACGAGGCGCGAGGAUGCUGGUAGCUAUCAGUGCAUAGCAAAAAACGAUGCUGGUUCGAUUUUCAGUGAGAAAAUUGACAUCGAAGUUGCAUAUAUGGGCAUCUUCGAGAACACCACACUUGGCCAUCUUACGGUGACGUCAGGUCAUCCGGCCAUUUUCGAUUUGCCAACCAUCGAGUCACAACCGUCACCUUCGGUCAUGUGGCAAACGGUUGAAGGUCCGCUGAACUAUGACAUCAAAUAUGCCGUAACCAAAUCGAAUCAAUUGAUUAUACUCAGCGCCGACGAGGACGAUCGUAAAGCAUAUCGUGCGCGUGCUAUAAACACACAGCUGGGGAAGGAGGAGAAUAGCGCCUUCAUACAGUUGAACGUGAGUGGGGAUCCGUAUGUUGAGGUGGCACCCGAAAUCGUUGUCCAUCCACAAGAUAUGAAAGUGAAGCGUGGCGAGCAGGUGGCCGUGUUGGAGUGCAUCGCUAAUGCGCGGCCGUUGCAUGAAUUGGAAACAUUGUGGCUAAAGGAUGGUAUACCCAUUGAAAGUGCUGGUGUGGCGCAUACACUUAACGAUCCUUGGAAUCGUUCGCUGUCACUGCUAUCCGUUAAUUUAACACAUUCCGGCGAGUAUACGUGUCAGGUGCGACUACGUAGCGGUGGCUAUGAUACGGUGACCGUUAGCGCCAAGGUGGAGGUAUUGGAACCACCUACAUUUUUCACACAAAUGCGCACGGAAACCUUUGGUGAAUUUGGUGCGCUGGUAACGCUGACGUGUGAUGUUGUGGGCGAUCCAAUGCCAGUGGUGAAGUGGUACAAAAAUGCCGAACCCAUCGAAGCGAAUGACGGAAAAUACACAUUUCAGGAGGACAAUUCACUGAUCAUCAAAAAGCUUACACUCGAGGACGGAGCCAUGUUUCAGUGUCUCGCCAGCAAUGAGGCUGGUGAAAGGAGCGCCUCCACUUGGCUGCGUGUUAAAUGUUUGCCACCCAAAGCACCUACUCCAACUACAACCAUUAUUACUCAUUCGAAGCAUAUUGAAUUGCGCAUGACUACAGCUAAUAACAAUCGACCGAAUGCAAUUCCGUUGCAUUUUGUUGAAAAGCGUAAAUCAUCGUCGUCAUCGUCGUCGUCGUCGCCAGGAUACGUGCGCAGUUUGUUGCAUCGCUUCAAGCGUUUGGCACAGCCGCGUAUCCUGCGUGUAAGAGCAUCAUCAACGCAUUCUGGCAUGGGUACUGGCUAUCGCCGCAAGGAUUUUCGCUUUGGUAUGGGCUAUUUAUCAUAA
Molecule: messenger RNA, 1358 nt
Organism: Rhagoletis zephyria (snowberry fruit fly)
Lineage: Eukaryota; Metazoa; Arthropoda; Insecta; Diptera; Tephritidae
Product: protein sidekick-like
Biological process (GO): cell-cell adhesion
Source: RefSeq, a predicted model, not a curated record